This is a messenger RNA of Mizuhopecten yessoensis (Yesso scallop), 3811 nucleotides long. Its product is annotated as mucin-2-like. The annotation marks the transcript as partial. The record is from RefSeq and is a predicted model, not a curated record. The transcript is spliced from 4 exons. Lineage: Eukaryota; Metazoa; Mollusca; Bivalvia; Pectinida; Pectinidae.
GUUGACAAUGCGUUCGACAGAGGUGACAGCUCUCUGAAAGAUUCCUACAAACUGUGUACUCUCACUGAUCUCAGGAAUGGCAGCAUUGUCGUACAGAUAGGAAUCCUUGUCUCCGGGACGUUCACUGUACCUGCCAACUCUGAAUUUACUACGAUAAUCACGAGCUACAUAGGGAUAACAGGGAUGUUUGGCCAAUAUCGGGUGAUGAUCAAUACCGUAGUGAUGAUAAGCGCUGUAUUUGAAACUGCCGGAGAUAUAACAUCCCAAAAUAAUGAGAGUCCUAAUGCAACUACAACCGAACCAACAACGACCUCUACAGAAACAGUAACAACUACAACCAAACCAGCAACGACCUCUACAGAAACAGAUACAACUACAACCAAACCAACAACGACCUCUACAGAAACAGAUACAACUACAACCAAACCGACAACGACCUCUACAGAAACAGCUACAACUACAACCAAACCGACAACGACCUCUACAGAAACAGUAACAACUACAACCAAACCGACAACGACCUCUACAGAAACAGCUACAACUACAGCCAAACCGACAACGACCUCUACAGAAACAACUACAACCAAACCAACAACGACCUCUACAGAAACAGUAACAACUCCAACAAAACCAACAACGACCUCUACAGAAACAGAUACAACUAAAACCAAACCAACCACGACCUCUACAGAAACAACUACAACCAAACCAACAAUGACCUCUACAGAAACAGCUACAACUACAACAAAACCAACAACGACCUCUACAGAAACAGAUACAACUAAAACCAAACCAACCACGACCUCUACAGAAACAGAUACAACUUCAACCAAACCAACCACGACCUCUACAGAAACAGUUACAACUACAACCGAACCGGCCACGACCUCUACAGAAACAGAUACAACUACAACCAAACCAACAACGACCUCUACAGAAACAGUUACAACUACAGCAAAACCAACCAUGACCUCUACAGAAACAGCAACAACAACUACCGAACCAACAACGACCUCUACAGAAACAGUAACAACUACAACCAAACCAAUCGUGACCUCUACAGAAACAGUUACAACUACAACCGAACCGACCACGACCUCUACAGAAACAGCUACAACUACAACCAAACCAACAACGACCUCUACAGAAACAGUUACAACUACAACCGAACCAACCACGACCUCUACAGAAACAGUAACAACUACAACCAAACCAACAACGACCUCUACAGAAACAGCAACAACUACAACAAAACCAACAACGACCUCUACAGAAACAGAUACAACUACAGCAAAACCAACCAUGACCUCUACAGAAACAGCAACAACAACUACCGAACCAACCACGACCUCUACAGAAACAGAUACAACUACAACCGAACCAACAACGCCCUCUACAGAAACAGAUACACCUACAACCAAACUGACCACGGCCUCUACAGAAACAGUAACAACUACAACCAGACCAACAACGACCUCUAUAGAAACAGAUACAACUACAACCGAACCAACCCCGACCUCUACAGAAACAGUUACAACUACAACCAGACCAGCAACGACCUCUAGAGAAACAGUUACGACUACAACCAAACUGACCACGGCCUCUACAGAAACAGUAACAACUACAACCAAACCAACAACGACCUCUACAGAAACAGUUACAACUACAUCCAAACCAACCACGACCUCUAUAGAAACAGAUACAACUACAACCGAACCAACAACGACCUCUACAGAAACAGAUACAACUACAACAAAACCAACAACGCCCUCUACAGAAACAGAUACAACUACAACCAAACCAACCACGACCUCUACAGAAACAGCUAAAACUACAACCAAACCAACAACGACCUCUACAGAAACAGAUACAACUACAACAAAACCAACAACGACCUCUACAGAAACAGUUACAACUACAGCAAAACCAACCAUGACCUCUACAGAAACAGAUACAACUACAACCGAACCAACCACGACCUCUACAGAAACAGUUACAACUACAACCAAACCGACAACGCCCUCUACAGAAACAGUUACAACUACAACCAAACCGACAACGACCUCUACAGAAACAGAUACAACUACAACCAAACCGACCACGACCUCUACAGAAACAGUUACAACUACAACCAAACCGACAACGACCUCUACAGAAACAGUUACAACUACAACCAAACCAACCACGAUCUCUACAGAAACAGAUACAACUACAACCGAACCGACCACGACCUCUACAGAAACAGAUACAAUUACAACCAAACCAACAACGACCUCUAUAGAAACAGUUACAACUACAAGCAAACCAACCACGACCUCUACAGAAACAGAUACAACUACAACCGAAUCAACCACGAUCCCCACAGAAACAGAUACAUCUACAACCAAAUCAACCACGAUCCCCACAGAAUCAGAUACAUCUACAACCGAAUCAACCACGAGCCCCACAGAAACAAAUACAUCUACAAGCGAAUCACCCACGAUCCCCACAGAAACAGAUACAUCUGCAACCGAAUCAACCACGAUCCCCACAGAAACAGAUACACCUACAACCGAAUCAACCACGAUCACCACAGAAACAAAUACAUCUACAAGCGAAUCAACCACGACCCCCACAGAAACAAAUACAUCUACAAGCGAAUCAACCACGACCCCCACAGAAACAGAUACAUCUACAACCGAAUCAACCACGAUCCCCACAGAAACAAAUACAUCUACAAGCGAAUCAACCACGAUCCCCACAGAAACAGAUACAUCUACAACCGAAUCAACCACGAUCCCCACAGAAACAAAUACAUCUACAAGCGAAUCAACCACGAUCCCCACAGAAACGGAUACAACUACAACCAAACCACCCACGACCUCUACAGAAACAGAUACAACUACAACCAAACCAACCACGACAUCCACAGAAACAGAUACAACUACAGCCGAACCAACCACGACCUCCACAGAAACAGAUACAACUACUACUUCCUUUGAAACAGCUACCACCUCUGCCAAACCAACUACGACUUCAACAGAAACAGUAUCAUCAUCAGCCAAUACUGCUAAGCCAACAGAUACAACUACGACCGAUCCCACCACUACGUCAACAGAAUCAGUAACCACAACUGACACCAUAACGACUACCAUGCAAACGACAACAACAACAACAUGUAUGUCCAAUACUAUCAAAAUAUCAGGGAACAGUGCAUUAAAUGAAGGAGACAGGUACGCUAUUACGUGUACAGGGAAUUUAUCCACCAGUGCGGCAUUACACUUAUACAGAAUAAAGACGGAUACCGUAGAAAAGGUUAAAGGCGUCCCUGUUGAAGGCAAUGGUACCUCGAACGAUUCUUGUUACUAUACAACAACAAAAACCUAUAGCAUCCUUGCUGACAGAAGUCAAAAUGGAACCAGAUUGAAGUGCAUGGCGAUAGACGAGAUCAUACUUUCUAACGCCAGUAGCGGCGUGCUCACUCUCAGAGUAGUGGCGGGAGAAAUACAACUCGACAGCUCGCUCACAUCUUCUCAUGGUGAUCUACUCAUUGCUUGCAACGUUCAAUAUGCACCAAAUACCUGGAAUGAGAUUAAACUAAUGUCUUCUGACAUCAGUACUGGUAUUGUCGCUGUUGGUUAUGUCAACGGAACAACACAAAAGGACAACAACUCGUACCAACUGACCUUUCAACCUUCAAGUAGUAACGUAGCAAUAAGUCUUCAAUUUCCAAACACAACGAAACAUUGUUUUGGGUGGAGGAACUACACGUGUUCACUCUAUGACAACGGCAACAUCAUUGUGGAUGCAGCGAAAUAUGUCUCCAUUCCAG